AUGAAAGAACUCGUCAAUGGGUUGCAAAUACUGACAAAAGGAAGUGAAAAUGAAAAACUAAAAUUUCUAUUCAACGUUUACGAUAUUGAUGGUAAUGGCACUUUGAACAAAGAGGAAAUGCACAUUGUCUUGAAUUCCUGUGUCCAGGAAAGUCAAAUAAAGUUCACAAAAGAACAAAUGGACGAACUUGUAGAAUGUUUCUUUGAGGAGACGGACGAAAAUGAAAACGGGCAGAUAACGUUUGAAGAAUUUUCUUCGUGUCUUUCAAAGUUCCCUGGCGUUGCAGAAAAUCUUACAAUCACAGCUGGAAAUUGGUUACGACCUGCCGACGACAAACCGCGAAAGGGUUUACGUCAUCAUAAUUAUCACAAAAUGCGUUGGGCUACACUUAAGAAAAAUAUCCUCACAGUAUUUUUUGUGUUGCUUUAUUUCCUCAUUAAUGCAGGACUAUUUGUCUGUGUUGUUAUUCAAAGAAAAGAUGAAGGUGGUUGGAUAAUCGUUGCACGUGCUCAUGGCAUGUGUUUAAACUUUAACAGUGCCUUAAUUCUUGUUCUCAUGUUAAAACGAUCACUAACAUGGCUCAGAUCCACACGAAUUGGAAAAUACUUUCCAAUUGAUUACUACAUCGACUUUCAUAAAUUCGUGGCUGUCGUCAUCUUAUUACAAAGUAUUCUUCACUUCAUAGGACACCUGGGACGCUACAUUAAAACAGACACAAGUAUCAAGGUGUGGGAAUAUUUAUUCACAACCAAGUCUGGUGAAGGAUGGUUAAACGGAAGUGCAGGAAUUACUGGAGUACUUCUAUUCAUUGUGUUUGCCGUCAUGGGUUUAACAUCUUUGCCUUGUGUGAGACGACGUGGAUAUUUUGAGAUAAUUGAAACUUAUCAGCCAAAAUUGCAGAAAUUAAGCUCAUAUGGCUUAAUGGAGGGGUCUCAGGAGGUCUCAGCUACCCUUGUUGAAAUUCUUUAUCAAGUCACCCAACUGAUUAUACCACGAGCACAGAAUUUCAAGUACAAACCAGGAGAUUAUGUUCUCGUAAACAUUCCACAAAUUGCAAAAUAUGAAUGGCAUCCUUUUACAAUAAGCAGUUCUCCUGAUCAAACCGAGAAUAUUUGGCUUCACAUUAGAGCAGUUGGAACAUGGACAAACAAGUUAUAUGACUUCUACAACAAAAAGUCUCAGAUGGAACAAAAACACAACAAGUCAACAAGAAGAAAAACUAUUGCUCAUAUCUUGAGAGAAGAAAGGGCGAAAUCAUUACGACGCACGACCAUACAUGCCCAUUCACUAAAGAAGCAUUCAACUUCGAAAGACAAAAUUGACGUCAAAGAAAACAUAAAUAACAACUAUGGCAAAAUUUCACAGAAUCUUUCUUUUAUCAACGAGGACGCUGCGAGUGAACGUUCACUAAAGAAAAUGAAGAAUAAGGCUGGUAACAUGGAGAUAUUCCUCGAUGGUCCGUAUGGGUCACCAUCUGAGCAUUUCUAUGAAGCUGAACAUGCCGUUCUUGUAUCCAGCGGCAUUGGGGUAACACCAUUUGCAUCGAUAUUACAAACGAUUAUGCUCAGAUACAAGAGCGCCUCUCAUGUUUGUCCAAAUUGUGAAUAUACCUGGGUAGCAAAUAUUCCUUUUUCUUUGCGAAAGUUAAAGAAGGUGGAUUUCAUUUGGAUUAAUCGUGACCAGGCGUCGUUUGAAUGGUUUAUCAGUUUACUGACUCAAUUAGAAGUAGAGCAAACAGAACAACAAGGAGUGUUUAAUGAACACUUUCUGGAUAUACAUAUUUAUAUGACAGCGGCUCUAAAGAAAGAAGACAUAAAAGCACUUGGUCUUCAACUUGCUUUGGAACUCAUUCGUGAAAAGAAAGACAAAGAUCUUAUAACUGGAUUGAAAACAAGGACCAAUCCAGGACGUCCCAAUUGGGAUAAGGUAAACAAUUAA
Xenia sp. Carnegie-2017 is the source of this 1938-nucleotide messenger RNA. Its product is annotated as NADPH oxidase 5-like. Lineage: Eukaryota; Metazoa; Cnidaria; Anthozoa; Malacalcyonacea; Xeniidae. The transcript is spliced from 9 exons. Gene Ontology annotation, molecular function: calcium ion binding; superoxide-generating NAD(P)H oxidase activity. Gene Ontology annotation, biological process: defense response; superoxide anion generation. The record is from RefSeq and is a predicted model, not a curated record. Bases 1 to 1938 code for a protein of 645 amino acids. Gene Ontology annotation, cellular component: NADPH oxidase complex; plasma membrane.